AUGGCUUCGCCCCCGGCCGUGCUCAAAGCCACACACUGGCUUAUAUUCAAGAAGCCUCCCGCCCAGGAACGAUUCAAGAUGGGCAGCGCUCACCGCGCGCAGCCGUUCAGCCAUCACUACGAUGAACCUGCCUUGAUGAAAGGAACAGCAGUGCACCUCCCCGGGGAAUCCUUGGGUGGGGAGAAGAACAGGAAGAAAGGCAAGCAUGGGACGGCGUGUGGUGCAUACCCCUACACUGGCGGUGCUGGAGGGGGCGGUGGGUGUGCGGCUCCGACGAAUAUGGCACCACCUAGAGCGUGUGCUGCUACUUACUCAUCUAGAAAGGGUGGUGGUGAUUCAGGAGGCGGUGGUUGUGGUGGUGGAAGCAGUGGUGACGGAGGUGGUGGUGACGGAGGUGGUGGUGACGGAGGUGGUGGUGACGGAGUCAACUCGAAGCUCUUGCUGGGUGCAUAUGUUGACCAGAAGAUACCAUGUAUAUAUGAUAUAUAUCUAGAACAUAGCAUUGAUCUUCAAGUAACGCCAAUGCUUCAUCACGCUGCCUGCGCGACAGAAGAUAGGUACAUUGGAAAGCGUCAAAGGAUCACACUUGUGAAUACGUUAGUAAAAGGAGGAAAGCUCGUCUUCUCCCGUUUGAUGACUCCGUACAAAUAA
Molecule: messenger RNA, 651 nt
Organism: Clonostachys solani
Lineage: Eukaryota; Fungi; Ascomycota; Sordariomycetes; Hypocreales; Bionectriaceae
Source: the annotation of a GenBank genome assembly